CGCAGAGAGAUCGUACGUGAGAUUUGCACACUGAGCUGUUACACAGGCAAUGCAUGCUACUUCUUUUUAAACAUACAUGCAUCUGAAGGGACGUUUGACGUUUGUAAUGCACCCUGAAAAUUGAACUUCCUGUUUGUGCUGUCCAAGAGACAUGAGGCUCAAUCUACACUCCAUACCCCAAAAUUACAAAGCAAAAACCAGAUUGUUGAUAACGUUACAAAUGUAUUAAAAAAUUCAGACCCUUAACUCGGUACUUAGUUGAGGCACCUUUGGCAGCGAUUACAGCCUCAAGUCUAUUUGGGUGUGAUGCGACAAGCUUUGCACAUCUGGAUUUGGGGAUUUUCAGCCAUUCUUCUCUGCAGAUCCUCUCCAGCUCUGUCAGAUUGUAUGGGGACCGCCGGUGGACAUUUCUAGGUCUCUCCAGAGAUGUUCGAUUGGGUUUAAGUCCGUGUGAACCUGCGGCCCAGUCUGAGGUCCUGAGUGCUCUGGAACAGGUGUUCAUUAAGGAUAUCUCUGUAUUUCGCUGCAUUCAACUUUCCUUCAUCCCUGACCAGUCCCCAGUCCCAGUGGCUCAAAAACAGCACCCCAGCAGGAUGCUUCACCGUUGGGAUGGUAUUGUGCAGGUGAUGAGGGGUGCCUGGUGUCCUCCAGACAUGACGCUUGGAAUUGAGGCCGAACAGUUCAAUAUUUGUUUCAUCAGACCAGAGAAUCCCGUUUCUCACAGUCUGAGAGUCCUUUAGGUGCUUAAUGUGUCUUGCACUGAUGGGAGGCAUCAUAAAGUCCAGAUCGGUGGAGUGUUGCAGUGAUGGUCGUCCUUCUGGAAGUUUCUCCCAUCUCCACACACGAUCUCUGGAGCUCAACCAGAGGGACCAUCGGGUUCUUGAUGGCUCUUCUGACUCGACUGGUCAGUUUGGUCGGUGGUCCAGCUCUAGGAAGAGUCCUGUUUGUUCCAAACUUCCAUUUAAGAAUUACGGAGGCCUCUGUGCACCACUCUGGGAACCUUCAAUGCAGCCAGAAUGUAUUUAUAUUCUUCCCCAGAUCUCAAUCCCGUCUCUGAGCUCUCCAGACAGUUCCUUUGACCUCAUGGCUUGGUUUUUGCUCUGAUAUGCAUUUACAGCUAUAAUACCUUAUAUAGACAGGUGUGUGCCUUUACAGAUCAUAUCCAAGCAAUUGCAUUUGCCACCGGUGGACUCCAAUCAAAGUGUAGAAACAUCUCAAAGAUGAUCCAGAGAAAUGGGACGCACCCGUGCUAAAUCUCAAGUGUCAUCGCAAAGGGUCUGAAUACUUAUGUCAAUGUGAUAUUUCAGUUUGAGCUUUUUAAUACAUUUGCAAAGUUAUCAAAAAUGUGGUUUUUUGCUUUGUCAUUAUGGCGUAUGAGUGCAGAUUAAUGUGAAAGAAAUAAUAAUAAUAAUUUAAAGCUUUUUAGCAUAAGACUGCAACAUAACAAAAUGUGAAAAAAUAUAUAAAGGGGGUCUGAAUACUUUCUGAAUGCACUAAUAUACAUGUAUACGUAUAUGACGUGGCAGGAUUUUAUAUAGUCAUAUUUUAAAUUUGUAUGCCCUCGCCUCAAAUUAGAAAACCUAAUUGAACACUACACAUCAAAUCAAAAUAACAAAAUAUGCAUUGUAGUGAGAAAAGAACACACACACACUCACACACACUCACUCACUCACACAGUUGUGUUUCCAUGUUUUAUGGGGACUUUCCAUAGACAUAAUGGUUUUUAUACUGUACAAACUUUAUAUUCUAUCCCCUAAACCUAACCCUACCCCUAAACCUAACCCUCACAGAAAACAUUCUGCAUUUUUACAUUUUCAAAAAACAUAAUUUAGUAUGAUUUAUAAGCUGUUUUCCUCAUGGGGACCGACAAAAUGUCCCCACAAGGUCAAACAUUUCGGGUUUUACUAUCCUUAUGGGGACAUUUGGUCCCCACAAAGUGAUAAAUACACGCUCACACUUACUCUCACACACACACACACACACACACUUACUCUCUCUCACACACACACACACACACACAUAUUUACUCUCACACACACACACACACACACACUUACUCUCACACACACACACACACACACACACACUUACUCUCACACACACACACACUUACUCUCACACACACACACACUUACUCUCUCACACACACACACACACACUUACUCUCUCACACACACACACACACACACUUACUCUCUCACACACACACACACACUUACUCACACACACACACACACACACACUUACUCUCACACACACACACACUCUCUCUCUCACACACACACACACACUUACUCUCACACACACACACACUUACUCUCACACACACACACACUUACUCUCUCACACACACACACACUUACUCUCACACACACACACACACUUACUCUCACACACACUUACUCUCACACACACUUACUCUCACACACACUUACUCUCACACACACUUACUCUCUCACACACACACACACACACUUACUCUCACACACACACACACACACACUUACUCUCACACACACACACACACUUACUCUCUCACACACACACACACACACACACACACUUACUCUCUCACACACACACACACACACACUCUCACACACACACACACUCUCUCUCACACACACACACUCUCACACACACACACACACACACUCAGUCGUGUUUCCAUGUUUUAUGGGGACUUUCCAUAGACAUAAUGGUUUUUAUACUGUACAAACUUUAUAUUCUAUCCCCUAAACCUAACCCUACCCCUAAACCUAACCCUCACAGAAAACCUUCUGC
This is a messenger RNA of Xyrauchen texanus (razorback sucker), 2784 nucleotides long. RefSeq lists its product as uncharacterized. The coding region runs from base 1834 to 2739 and encodes 301 amino acids. The transcript has 2 exons. The record is from RefSeq and is a predicted model, not a curated record. Lineage: Eukaryota; Metazoa; Chordata; Actinopteri; Cypriniformes; Catostomidae.